AUGGCUGAGGAGGCAUUGUCCGCUGCACCUCCUGAAGGGGCACAGGCAAAUAUCGGCGGUCCCGAUGGAACCAAAGACCAGCCUCAAACCCUAACACCACAAACAGAGCUGGCUAAGGACACAAAGCCCUACCAGGCCAUCCAGUCCUCAGAAACAACAGACAUCGCGGCCGGGUCGCUCACAUCUCCCACGUCUACACAACAAAGUGGGCCGUCGUCUGGCCCAGUUCCGCUAGAUUCACCUCUACGUACCACCCCAAUCCAUCCAUCGUUGUCCUCGGUGAAAAUCCCCGCAGCCGCAGUCGCGGGCGCUACCGAGCCAAACACCAACCCCGUGACGCUGAAACCAUUCACCGACGCAGAACUCUCGAAGUACGGAUUUGAAAAGCUACGCGCUCAUAUCACGAUGAGAAAACCUGGCACAGAAGUGGGUGGUGGCGCGACACCCGAUUCUGGAGCAGCAACUGGUGUGGGUGCAGGAAAAGCGAACGAAGAGGAAAUCAAGAAGCUGAGAGAUGAGACGGCCGCGCUGCUGAAGCAGAAAAUCGACGAGCGCGAGGCCAAGAUCCGCGAGAUCGAGCGUGAGAUGGAGGAGAAAGAAAAGAUUCGCGAGGUCGAACGGAAGGUGUUUCGCAAGAAACUGGGCGGGAAUGCGCCAGCGACUGGAAGUGCUACGCCCGGACCGGCAACGACGAUCGCUACUGCUCCUACUACUGUGGCUGGAGCUGUGGACUCGUGA
Molecule: messenger RNA, 738 nt
Organism: Exophiala bonariae
Lineage: Eukaryota; Fungi; Ascomycota; Eurotiomycetes; Chaetothyriales; Herpotrichiellaceae
Exons: 1
Coding region: 1-738 (245 amino acids)
Source: RefSeq, a predicted model, not a curated record